UCUCUCUCUCUCUCUCUCUCUCUCUCUCUCUCCCCCCUCAUAGAUCUUCCAUUCUCGUCAACUCCUCUUUUAGCACCGAGAGGGAGGCCGACGAGACGCGGAGAAGUUUCUUUCUUUGUGAGUCGCCAGUAUCACGACAGGGCUUUUUGUUUUUUCCACAUCGCCGAGGCCGCCUAACCCGCCCAGAUGUGUGUCUGACGCCGCUCAAUGGUGUUCCUGACUUAAUACACGAUAUUGGAUUAAUCCCGCUUUUAAGAACGCUGGUUCCGGGAUCGAACUGAAAGUUUGACAAAUUGACGACAUGGUUGACAUUGAUAUGUUGAGCCAAAUGUGGACGACGAUAUUGGUCAAUUUUCAAUUGUGAGAGACAAAAGUAAGAAGGCUUUGACCCAAAAUAAAAUUAAAAUUACGUAAUUAGACGAGAAUCGAAUUUAAAAGGCCAUCACUUACAAACAAACACGAAUACUAUCAAACAAUUUAAAAUUUUUAAAAUGAAAGGAAGCUUACACGGCGUUUAAACGUACGCCGGAAUGGCGGGAACCAACGGUUGAAGCUUCUUCUUCAACCAAGACCUGCAAAAACCAUCAGAUUCUACAAAUGCAGUCGCUGAAAAUACCCAAAAUUCAAGAGAUCGAUGAGGUUCCACUUCUACAAAGAACCCACAAAAACCCUUACCCAAGUCGCCACUAAGCAGAUCCUCAAACUGAACCAAACGCUCGCCAACCUCACGCGCUCGCACCGUUACUCAGAGGCCCUCCAGCUUUUCACCCAAAUCCACUCCUCUCCGUCCGUAGGACCGGACCACUACACGCUCUCAUCUGCCGUCACCGCCUGCGCCAAUUGCCGCGACGUUGCUUUCGGAACCCAACUCCAUGCCCACGCCAUCCGGACUGGCCUUAAAGCCUACCCUCACGUAGCCAACACCCUGCUCUCGCUCUAUGCGAAAGCCGAAGACUUGACUUCUGUGAAAUGGGUCUUCGACGGGAUUGAAAACCCAGAUGUUUAUUCGUGGACCACGCUGUUUUCGGCUUGUACAAAAUUGGGGCAUGUGGAUUAUGCCUGUGAGGUGUUUGAUAAAAUGCCCCAAAAGGGUAGUGUGGCGAUUUGGAAUGCGAUGAUUACCGGGUGUGCGGAGAAUGGGUUUGAUGUGGUUGCUAUUGAUUUUUUUUGUGAAAUGCAUAGGAUGGGUGUUAUGCAUGAUAAUUAUGGUUUUGCUAGUGUUUUGAGUUUGUGUGGUUUGGGGCUCUUAGGUUUUGGGAGGCAGGUGCAUUCUUUAGUGCUUAAAACCGGGUUUUUGGGUAGAAGUUCUGUUGUUAAUGCUCUGAUAACUAUGUAUUUUAACUGCAGAAGUGUUUCGGAGGCAUUUGAUUUAUUUGAAGAAGCGGAAGGUGCAAUAUAUGAUCAGAUUACUUUUAAUGUGAUGAUAGAUGGUUUGGUGAGUGCCGGAAGAGAUAAAGAAGCUUUGGAAAUGUUCAAAUUGAUGCAAGAGGCAUGUCUUAGGCCUACCGAGCUGACUUUUGUAAGUGUCAUGACCUCAUGUUCAACUGCAAGAGUUGCCAACCAUGUACUUGCCCAAGCUGUUAAGUCGGGUUUCGAAACUUUUACUUCUGUGAGCAAUGCAGCAAUAACCAUGUAUUCUGGUUGUGGGGAUUUGCAUGCUGCUUACCAGGUUUUUCAGACAUUGGAGGAGAAGGAUCUCAUAUCAUGGAACACCAUGAUCUCAACUUAUGCUCAAGGGAAUGACAGUAAAUUAGCCAUCUUGGUCUACCAGCAAAUGCAGAGGGCAGGGGUCAAACCAGAUGAGUUUACUUUUGGAAGUUUGUUAGCAAGCUCGGAGUUGAUUGAGAUCGUGCAAAUGGCUCAAGCCCUUGCACACAAAAAUGGGCUUAUCCUUAAGAUCUACGUUUCAAAUGCAUUGGUAUCUGCAUAUGCUAAGCUGGGUCUGAUUGAUCUGGCCUAUCCAGUAUUCGAAGAUAUCGAGUCCAAAAAUUUGAUCUCCUGGAAUGCUAUUGUUUCCGGAUUCCUGUUGAAUGGAUUGGUAAAAGAAGGGCUAGAGCAAUUUUCUAAUCUACUAAUGUCAGAACACAGGCCAGAUGUGUGUACCUUGAGUAUUAUUUUGAGCAUUUGUUCAAGCACAUCAGCCUUGAAAGACGGAAAACAAGUUCAUGGCUACAUUCUCAAAUUUGGGUUUUCGCAUCAGAUGUGCUUAGGCAAUGCCCUCAUCACCAUGUACGCUAAAUGCGGGGUUAUACAUUGGUCCGUAAGAGUUUUCAAUGCAAUGACUCAAAAGGAUACAGUCUCUUGGAAUUCCCUGAUAGCUGCUUAUGCACAGCAUGGGAAAGGAAAUGAAGCUGUGCGCUGUUUUGAGGCAAUGCAAGACGCAUCUGCAGUCAAACCAGACCAGGCCACCUUUACGGCAGUCCUUUCCGCUUGCAGCCAUGCUGGUCUAGUUGUUGAUGGUACCCGAAUUUUCAAUUCCAUGAUUCGUAAUUAUGGCUUUAUACCUGAAGUUGAUCACUUUUCAUGUAUAGUUGACCUUCUAGGUCGUGCUGGGUAUCUUGAUGAGGCGGAAACUGUAAUAAACAGCAAGCAAAUUGAAGCACAUCCAAACAUUUGGUGGACACUAAUCAGUUCUUGUGCAGCACAUGGAAAUUUAAGGCUAGGACGAACAGUUGCUGGGUUUCUCCUUGAAACUGAACAAAAUAAUCCAACAGUUUACGUGCUUCUGGCCAGUAUUUAUGCAGCUGCUGGUCAAUGGGAAGAAGCAGCUAAUGUGAGAGAAUUGAUGAACAGAACUCGGGUUCCGAAGAUUCCUGGAUUGAGUUGGAUUAAGUCAUAAAAACAUGCAGGGUCAACUGGAAACCAAACCAAGCCUCGUUGUGCCAUUCUACAGUACUAAUCAUAGUUGGAAGCCUUACAAGAUUCAUUUAUUUGACACUCAGCACUGCCAUUGAUGAAGUUAAUGCUUCCGUGAUCAACGAAUGAAGACGUAGCAGUAAAAAGGUACCGACUGGUUUAUCUCGACUCUUGACAGCAACAAGUCCGAAGCAUGCCACUGCCUUGCUCUCCCCCAUCAUUUUCUGUAGCUUACUCGGCAGGAGGAGCUCUAUGAUGAGCUGGAAUGGUAGCUGGAAAGAACAUCUGUCUCACUCCUUCAGCCUUGAUGAUGGGAAAUAUUAUACCCGAUGCACUCUGACAAAAAGAAAACGCUCUUUGUUAAGAACCAGAGAAACUGAUUGAAAUCAUGUAUACUACUAUGACGGCCGUAGCAUCUGCUCAGUUGGAAAAUUAGGUAUCUACUAUCUAGCUUAUACGGAAGUUCAUUUAGAAAGCUUUGCCUUGAGAUCCAAGGUACUGGUAAGAACCAACCAAAUGGCUUCACAUUGUGUACAAUUUUGUUCGCAUAAUGAAAUUCCGUUGUUUGAUUAGAAGUCAUCGAUAUCAAAUGAGUCAUUUGUCAUUUUAGGCCAGGAAGAAAAACAUGAUUCAGCAUUCUAUAAUCAUCUAGGAAAAGUUAAGGGGAAAAGAAAAACCCACCAAAAGUAAUCUAGCUCCAAUCCACACGCGUCUCGGUGAAGGAAAUGGUAGUAGCAAACGACCAACACCGUAUA
This is a messenger RNA of Malus domestica (apple), 3611 nucleotides long. Its product is annotated as pentatricopeptide repeat-containing protein At3g49740. Gene Ontology annotation, biological process: RNA modification. The record is from RefSeq and is a predicted model, not a curated record. Gene Ontology annotation, cellular component: intracellular membrane-bounded organelle. Gene Ontology annotation, molecular function: RNA binding; protein binding. NCBI's taxonomy places the organism in Eukaryota, Viridiplantae, Streptophyta, Magnoliopsida, Rosales, Rosaceae.